This is a messenger RNA of Porites evermanni, 6423 nucleotides long. NCBI's taxonomy places the organism in Eukaryota, Metazoa, Cnidaria, Anthozoa, Scleractinia, Poritidae. The record is from the annotation of a GenBank genome assembly.
AUGGAUUUUCAAAACAGAGCAGGCGGCAAGACAGGCUCCGGUGGCGUCGCCUCCUGGUCAGAAUCUAACAGAGACCGACGAGAGCGUCUUAGACAGCUUGCGUUAGAAACAAUAGACCUUAACAAGGUAAAAUAAGAAGUUGUUUUGCACGUGUGGCGCUCUCUUUAGCGUAGUAGUGAAGAGUUCAUCCAACUACGCAUGGGUUUAGGACAAAAGUCUUUUCUUCAUUGCGUAUUAUCAAGAGGAAGCCAUAUUCGAUGUACCGGGUACUCAAUAAUAGUAAUAUACACUGUAAUAAUAUUAUGCAUGUACUUGUUGUUUCUUGUUUUUAGGAUCCAUAUUUUAUGAAGAACCAUCUUGGUUCCUAUGAAUGUAAAUUGUGUCUUACACUGCACAAUAACGAGGUAAGUUGAAUGGCUGUCAAUGGUUGCUUAACUGCGUUCUGCCCUUUUAAAAAUUUAAUAAUUAUGUAUGCAAUAAUCUCAUACUAUUUCACACAAACAGUGGAUAUGAAUAGAGUGAGAACAUGUAUGCAUAAUCAAUGCACGAGGCUGAGCGGAAACUUACUGUUCUCUAGCCCAGGGCUUGUGGAGUGUGCUAUCGGUCUAGUGAGGUGAGGCUGUCGGGCAAUCUAACUUGCCUGAGGGGCAAGUGAAGUUGUUUGGGGAAUUCAAAUACAGUGGAACUGUGAUCAUUGCUUAUCAAUUUUGGGGUGGUAGUUGAAAUGACUUCUGUUCUAGUAAAUGUCAGCUAUAGCUUGCCUGAAUAACAAUCUGUAAAGCAGAUGAACCUGUGAAGUUCACCCCAAUUUACGUGUUGUGCCUUGAGGCAGAAGUCAGUUGACAGUAACCACCAGACACUAAUAGCACACAACCCUACUGUAUCUUCAGUCCUCUCAUUUCGCUUAUCAUUAUUUUUGAGAUUUUAUUUUAAUUAUUAUUGUCUAUUUAUUAUUGUAGGGAAGCUAUCUUGCCCAUACUCAAGGAAAAAAGCAUCAAUCUAACCUGUAAGCACCAGAACACACACUAUAUUUGGGUUCCACAGUUUGUACCUGUGCUUGGAUUAAGAUGUGANAUAUUUUAUGAAGAACCAUCUUGGUUCCUAUGAAUGUAAAUUGUGUCUUACACUGCACAAUAACGAGGUAAGUUGAAUGGCUGUCAAUGGUUGCUUAACUGCGUUCUGCCCUUUUAAAAAUUUAAUAAUUAUGUAUGCAAUAAUCUCAUACUAUUUCACACAAACAGUGGAUAUGAAUAGAGUGAGAACAUGUAUGCAUAAUCAAUGCACGAGGCUGAGCGGAAACUUACUGUUCUCUAGCCCAGGGCUUGUGGAGUGUGCUAUCGGUCUAGUGAGGUGAGGCUGUCGGGCAAUCUAACUUGCCUGAGGGGCAAGUGAAGUUGUUUGGGGAAUUCAAAUACAGUGGAACUGUGAUCAUUGCUUAUCAAUUUUGGGGUGGUAGUUGAAAUGACUUCUGUUCUAGUAAAUGUCAGCUAUAGCUUGCCUGAAUAACAAUCUGUAAAGCAGAUGAACCUGUGAAGUUCACCCCAAUUUACGUGUUGUGCCUUGAGGCAGAAGUCAGUUGACAGUAACCACCAGACACUAAUAGCACACAACCCUACUGUAUCUUCAGUCCUCUCAUUUCGCUUAUCAUUAUUUUUGAGAUUUUAUUUUAAUUAUUAUUGUCUAUUUAUUAUUGUAGGGAAGCUAUCUUGCCCAUACUCAAGGAAAAAAGCAUCAAUCUAACCUGUAAGCACCAGAACACACACUAUAUUUGGGUUCCACAGUUUGUACCUGUGCUUGGAUUAAGAUGUGAUGUGAUCUCUUGCUAGUUUUCAUAAUAUUACUCUGGUCACUGUAAAAAGGAUGGUAAUCUCUAUGGUAAUAAUGAUCACCGUAAAACCUUGUCUUUAGAAAGGACUGAAGUAUUUCCCUGUCCCAUAAAAGCAUACUUGUCCAAUACUCCAACAAAUUUAUUCAUGGUAUUGUUAAAUUUCUCAUUGUUUUGCUUCGUUCUUCACCAUUAUGCUUUUGUACAGUACUGUAAUGUGAAUACAAUGCAAUACAUUGCCAUGCAUAAAUUUGUCGGAGUAUUGGACAGCCCUCCCUUGUUGAGUGUCGCCCCAUUGUCCCUUAGAGUACUUGAAGGACACUGUUUUGUAAGUCUCCUACUGGAGAUGUUAAUGCCAUUAAGGUAAAGGCAAACACGAGCCAAAGGCCCAAAUGGUUGGAGCUUAUCCCAGUUUCAUUAGUAUGAAGCACCUAGGAGUAUUGUUACUCCCCCCUGUACGGGAUGCUAGUCCAUCCCGGGGUUACCCCCCAGCAGUAUGUCACCAGUACCCAUUUAUACACUGGGUUGAAGAGAGACAAAGUGGAGUAAAGUUCCUUGUCUAAGGAAACACGAUGGGCGUGGCUUGAACCCCGGACCUCCAGAUCCGGAGUUCGAGGUGUUAACGACUCAGCCACACACACCUCCACAGUGCCAUUCGUACGUGUUUAUUUGAGCCACACAAAUGUCUAGCAAAGCAAUAGCAAAAAAUUUGUACAUGUAUGUACCUUCAUCACCUAGUGUGAGACCCUGAGUAUUGGUCUGGCCCAGGGCUCAAACCCAUGACAUCCCAUCCAUUUUGCAGUCCAGCACUUUACUUACAGCUGCUCUAAGCAAUCCUUAUCUUUGAGGGAUUCACUUAAACUUAAUUUGUGUUUCAAGAACGUUAAAGUGAUCAUCACUAAACAAGAUUCUUAUUUUAAAUUACCUUUUAUCAUUCUUGUGAAAUGCUUAUUCCACAAACCCUUCCAAACAAUACUCGCAUCUUAAAAUGACUCCCAAAGGAUCAGUUUCUGUGACUAGAAAUAACUAGCCUGCGAGCAGGCUCACUUGUGUUUCCUACCGAUGUUUUUUAUCAUUAAGUUUGAUGUGUGAAUGUUUGUGUCUCAUAUCCUUGGUUUUUGUCAUAAUUAAGUGGCCUAUCGUUGCCUGUCAUUUUUAACCAAAUAGAUCACUGUGUUCAUCAGCAAACGUGGGGUAUUCAAAAAUCAAUAGCUCGCAUACAGGCUCAUUUUUCCUUGGCCCAUUGGUGGCAUACAUCGAGCUGCCAAAAAUUUUUCCCGAACUUUCUAAGAAACAACUAAAUAUGAUUAUUUUCAGCGCUCGUCGUGCUGCUAAAGAAGCAAAAGAAGCCCCAGCUCAGCCAGCACCAGUGAGUACAGUAGUUUGUGUUUUUUUUAAAAGUUAUUUGAAGCAGUACUGUUGUAAAGCUGUAUUUCUGAUCAGCAUGUCACUGAGCUUAAAAUUGACUACCUUUCAUUCUUUCAGCCAUAUUAUUUUAUGUACCUGUGUUCUAUGAAAAGUGAACUGUGAAUGAAAUAAAACAAAAGAAGAGGAUAAAUACUGUUAUGUGAUGAAGCAGUAUGUACAAGUAAACACUGUAAUUGCUUUGCUUGCUUUUACAGGAAAAACCAAGGGUAUCUGUUAAAAAGUUUGUCAAGAUUGGCCGUCCAGGUUAUAAAGGUAGCAAAAAAACCUUAUCAUUUUUUUUUAUUUCUCUCUGUCAUGUCAUAAUAUUUACUUGCUAAUAACAUAUGUAGAUGUAUAUAGAAUACACUGGUACUUGACUUUUUUUUUCUCUGAAAAGAGUAAUAAUUCUACAAGGAUGUAUACAUGUUAUUUGGUAUGUUUAAGAAGAGAAGUAAAAUGUAUAAAUGAUAAACUAAAUUAUCCUGAAUUUUGACCAUGAAUUUUUGGUCUUGUAUGGCUUAUACAGAGUCGUUAUUUGCUCUUUGCAGCUGUAGCUAGAUGGUGUGACUGACACUGUACUUGUAUCUACGUGAAUCACCUUAAAAUACCAGAGACAAAAAUAUUUUAAGUCCUGACAGUGCCAUUUUGUAAUGGUUUCAGAGAAAAAAUACCAUAGGUAGCAAUGGAAAAAGUCACUGGACCACAAUCCUUGCAUUAUUGCAUUUUUUCCAUAAAACCUGAGUCUUUCAUUCCAACAUCCACAAAAUCUUAGUCACCUCGCGAUUGCUUUCUGCAUGUACCAAAUUUCCUUGUGUGCUCUUUCCAUCUUUGGUAACAAUAUUAUGCGAUAAAAUUUCAACAAUACAUUAAGCUGGUCACUUGAUUGUAGGUGCCAAAGGCCUAUCUAAUUUUGCCCACCAUAUUGUGUGCAGUAAAAUGACAACUAAUCCACACAACUUACAAUAUUCUACAUAAAUUGCCACAAUAGGCCACGAUGACGAUGUUUGACUACAACUACCAGAAUUCAUUUUGUCUUUACCUUCUUAUUGAAAUUUGUCAAUUCUGCUGAGGUUUAACUAACACUAGCCCUAAUAAUUUAUUUGCACAAGCCACAAGCAAACAACAACUGAAGGAUUCUAGUGCAUGUAGUAGUAGUAAAAUAAUGUCAAUGUGCAAUUGUCCUUUAGCAUUACAUGCAAUGGGUUUUAAGUCCAGAGCAGUACUUCAGCUUAUAUAAUGUUAAUAAAAUAAUAUUUUUUUGUCUUUCUAUCACAUGAAUACAGUAACAAAACAAAGGGACCCAGACACUGGACAGCACAGCCUUUUAUUUCAGGUACUAGGUUUAUACCGACAUUGUACUUGUUUAGCAAAUAUCAUUACAUUUAUUCAAAGAGAGCAAUUAAUAAUUAUUACUCUCAAGAAAUCACCCCCACCAAGAAUUCCCAGGAGUAACCCCCCCCCUCCCCUCUCACUAUGGAUCAAUGCCAAAGAAGACCCAUUAGGGGGCUGAUAUUGUAUUUUAACUUGCUUCAGAAUGCUCAAAAGUGAUUCAUUCCUCUGUAUGUGUAGGUGGAUUAUCCAGAGAUAGCAGAAAGCAUCACUCCAAGGCAUCGCUUCAUGUCAGCUUAUGAACAGCGAAUUGAACCACCAGACAAAUCAUGGCAGUAUCUUCUUUUUGCAGCUGAGCCUUAUGAAACUAUAGCCUUCAAGGUAUGUUCCGUGAUUUCAAACAGUUUACAAAGCAUUUGCUGUAUUGCUGGUUUUCAGUGUCACGCCAUUCAAAAUACUGUAGAUCAAAAUUGAAAUCAAAAAAAUUAAUUAUCUUUCAAUAGAUUAAGUCAAGAGUCUGGGAAAUGUAAGUAAGCAACUAUGCAAAGACUCUUGCCAAGAUUCAGGUCAGAGGAAUAUUUUGUAUAGAAAUACCCAAAGAAAUGUUUUACCCAAAUUUAUAGAGAUUUGUAUGGAGGCACCAUGCUGAAGAAACAGAAACAUCUGUUGCUGAGUUUUGCUACAAAAGCAUGAUUAUAUUUCUCAAGUAAUUCAUAAACAUUAAAGUAAUACUUUUUCUAAUGCAUGAACAUCUGUUUAGAUAAGCAAAAUUAGAGUAAGCUUCUUUUUUAACCUUCAUGACAGCUCUCUUAGCCGUUAUGUAAGUGCUUAGACAUUCAAGCAUACUCCAAACCAAGAAGCCUUUUGAAGCGAAAAUUUGUAUGAAAAUUAUUUUUCAGCUUUUCUAAUACAUCAUCAGUUUUGUAGUUUGAAGUCUAGUGACAACAAUUCAUUUCUGUGGGAUGCAGCAGGCCCCUUUUUGAGAUGGACAUUAAGUGAUGUUCCCAGUGGUGUCCGGCCUUGAAGAGAGCUGACUGCAGCUGUUGAUAUGUAAAUUGAAUCAAAGAGUCAGCAGUUUGGAAAAAUUUCCAUGUUUUGUUUUCAAACACCUUUAAGUUAAUAAGAAACAACUCUUGCUGUAGAUUCCAAGUAGGGAAAUUGACAAAGAUGAAGGGCGACUGUGGACUCACUGGAAUAAAGACACAAAGCAGGUCAGCAAAUUCUGUUACUGUAUCUCUAAAUGAGUACAUGCACUUUGAUUGGUCAAUUUAAUGGGCCAUAAUUCACUGUAAUGAUGGGUGAAUUCAAGUUUGUUUUGGUUUUUAAUUUGCUGAUUGUUUCAUGUAAUUUUGGUCUAUGGGUAUGUUGAAUGAUAAACAAAUGUUUUGAAAACUCAAAGCCUUGACCUUGGACCCUGUUGGAUUUGAUGCACCAUGACCCAUCAACAGCUGUUCCACUUCUUGAAAUGAAGCCUUCGAUGCCCUCUUAGACUCUCCCUUAACCCAGAGAUUUAAUAAACAUCUUUCUAACCCAUCAAUUAUCCUUUAAAAUAAACACCUGAUAUUUGUUGUACCCGUGGAUAGUUUAGUCUUGAGCAAAUAAAACAGAAAUGCGGGAUCAUAUGAUUAUCAGUUGCUUUGGACGAUAAUUUUUGUGCACUGAACAACUCAAUAAAAAGCAUUCUGUUUUUUUGCUUUCAGUUUUUCCUGCAGUUCCAUUUCCGACUAACACCCAAUCAAAUUCAACAGCAGCAACAGAAGAGAGGUGGAGCUGGUCAACAGAGUUUGCCACCUGGCCUUGCACCUCCACCGCCCAGAAACAUCCCCUCUGCAAACCCUCUUAAUCCUUUUGCUCAGCGCUGA